Molecule: messenger RNA, 663 nt
Organism: Iphiclides podalirius (scarce swallowtail)
Lineage: Eukaryota; Metazoa; Arthropoda; Insecta; Lepidoptera; Papilionidae
Source: the annotation of a GenBank genome assembly
AUGGUCGCGAUCGGCGGCUCAGAAAACUUCUACAGCGUGUUCGAAGCUGAAUUGGCGGAUGCGGUGCCUGUUGUGCAUGUAAGUAUCGCGGGAUGCCGUAUCAUCGGCCGUAUGACCGUAGCCAAUAAGAACGGCCUGCUGGUGCCGUCUUCCACCACCGACACGGAACUUCAACACAUCCGCAACAGUCUACCAGACAGCGUCAAAGUGCAACGGGUAGAGGAGAGACUCAGCGCCCUUGGAAAUGUAAUAGCGUGCAAUGAUUACGUAGCUCUAGUGCAUCCAGAUCUUGACCGCGACACUGAAGAAAUUCUGGCAGACACACUUAACGUAGAAGUAUUCCGACAGACAGUCGCAGGGAACGUCCUCGUCGGCUCUUACAUCGCACUAAGCAACAGAGGUGGCUUAGUCCAUCCUAAAACCACAAUACAGGACCAAGAUGAGCUGUCAUCUUUACUGCAAGUACCACUUGUGGCCGGCACAGUGAACAGGGGCAGUGAAGUGGUGGCAGCAGGAAUGGUUGUCAAUGACUGGAGUGCUUUUUGUGGUAUGGACACCACCUCAACAGAAAUUUCCGUAAUUGAGAGUGUUUUCAAACUGAAUGACGCUAAACCGACAGCAAUCACAUCAACCAUGCGUGCUUCACUCAUUGACAGUAUGUCA